UAGAAGCUGACGCAACCAACGCGCCGCCCCUGGAUUAGCAAGAUUUGGCCUGGCAACUGGGAUCUCGUCACGAGGCGAGAACCAGCCAUGGCCUCCGCUCCCUAGAGCUCGCUCCUCCUCUUGCCAGCGUCGCGGUUGGUCUACUCCUCCACUGAUACGAAGCAUGGAUAGCGUGUCUAACGGCCCCGUCGAGUCGUCCGCGGAGUCCCCAGCGCCGGCGGUGGAGGCUGUUGCCAAGAGCUCUCCCGCGGCGGCCGCCACCAAGGGCCGCGGGCUGCGUCGCUGGCGGCGUAUCCGGCGGGAACAUGAGCAGCAGAGGGAGGGCUACGCCGCCGCCACCGCUGCCGCCGUCGGUGGUGGCGGCGCCGGGGAUGAGGACUCCGCGCAGCUCCACAAGCGUCGGCUCCCGGUCGCUGCCGGCGCGCCGAAGGGGAAGCACGAGCCGCCGCCGGCCGUCGAGGCGGAGAGCUCCACCGCCUCGGUCGAGUCCCGCCUCGUCCCGCCGGCGAAGCUGGACCCGGGCCUCGGCCUCCUCAUCGCACCCGCCGGGUUCUCGGUCGGCGCGGGCGGCGCCGAGUCCGACAACAGCGAGGGCCGGAGCAGCAGAUCCUCCACCGCCGCGAGCGCGCCGCGCGUGCUCCCGCGCCACGAGCACGCCUUGCUCUUCCAGCGCGAGCGGGACAGGGUGUCGCGCCCCCGCGUCCCCGGCGGCGCCUCUCUGCACGGCAGGAACCCGCGCGCGGCGCGCUCGCGCGCCGACAGGCCGAGGGUUGCUUACAGCGCCGCCGUCUCCGCCGAGGCUGAUAACUCGCGGUCCAGCGUCGAGUCUGACCUCCGCAGCUCGAACGCCUUGAAGGCCCGGCAAUUGGGUGGGGGCCUCAAUGGUGUUCAUAAGGUUUUCUCUGAUUACUGUGAUCACAGUGAUGAGGAGCAACCAAGCGAGGAGGUUCGAUCGACUGGUUACUGCAAAGAGAAUGGCAGUAGUGUGGUAGGUAGAUCCAUCCAGAUAAGUGCUGAUCCUGGGGAUGGUGUCGAAGAUACAUCCGAGGAGGUGAGUGUAGGGAAGGGGCAGAAUGGAAGGAUGCAUUUUGGUGCUGAUUAUUACAAUGAAUCAACUUUGUCACUUCUUCAGAGAACACAGGAAGCACUUGAGAAUGAGAUAGAAAAAAUCAUGGCAAUUGGAAAAGAAGCAACUGAUGAUUUUGAUGUCCAUGAUGAUGAGUGGAGUGGGUCAGACCAUCUCGAGGAACCUAUUGAAGAAGUAAAUGAAAGGAUAAAACGUCUUGAGUUUAGAUUGGGGGAGGCAUCAGCACUGAUCAAGGAGAAGGCUUCAAGAAUACAUGAACUCGAAGCAACCUCAAUUGAGAAUACCAACCUGCUAUUGUUGCAAUCUGAACUAGAUCAACUGUACCAGGAGAAGAUGGACGCAGAGAUUCGGUGCACCAUCCAGACAAGAGCUUAUCAAGCCUCAGUAACUUUGCCCGAGGAUCAAAUGGCUCUAUACGAAGCGCAAAAGUCUCUAUCUGAAGACUACAAGCAGCUCGCACUUAAACUCCGACACACCGAAAACAGAGCAACGGUGUUAGAGGAGAUGGCAGAGAAGCUACAGGUGCAGUGCAAAGAGCUGUCCAAUAGUUCUGAAGUCCUGCAGCUGCAAUCUAGGGCCAGUAGGGUUUCGCUGUUUUGUUUCGUUCAGUUUAUACUGCUGUGUAUUGCUAUAGGAACAUACCUUAUGCGGCUUUCUCCCUCCCCUAGCGAGGUUGUACCUACCUGAGAUUAUAGAAGAGUACGUCUGGAAUCCCUUUGUGUAAACAUGCUUGCAAAGUUCUCUUGUAAUUUACCGUUUAAGGCGUGAGUUAGCCUCAUAAAACCUUUCUGUAACAUCAAUAUUAUCUUCGUUCAUUGUACAUUUUUGUCGCU
This is a messenger RNA of Setaria italica (foxtail millet), 1920 nucleotides long. RefSeq names its product WPP domain-interacting protein 1. The coding region runs from base 164 to 1774 and encodes 536 amino acids. The transcript is spliced from 2 exons. The record is from RefSeq and is a predicted model, not a curated record. Lineage: Eukaryota; Viridiplantae; Streptophyta; Magnoliopsida; Poales; Poaceae.